ACGUGUCAUAAUUAACAAACCGCUAGGGGUUGAGAGAUUUCCCGACGCUAAAUCCAAGGGCUAGCUCAAAUGCACGAUUCAUUCUCAUUCUAUUUAUAUAUGAUUACGAUGUAGUUAUAUAUUGACGGAUUUCUUCCUAUAUAUACGAGGAACAAGAAGAUUUAUCGUUGUAAAUUCUGGGGUGUUUGUGUUUCUCUAAGUAUUAUUGUGUUGCUGGAAAAGGCAAACAUGGCCGCGCAGAGGCUGGGAUUGUUUCUCGUUCUGACACUGUUGGGGUUGGCCUUGCCGGAGUUCUCUGAGGGAUACAAACGUCCACCGGCGAGGAAGAUUCUCGACGUGCAGUCUGAUAAUGAUCCUGAAUCCAAUUCUCCAGAACAGGUGCAUAUAUCCCUGGUUGGUGAAGACAAAAUGAGAAUAUCAUGGAUGACAAAGAACCCAAGUCCAGCGACAGUUGAUUAUGGCACGUCUCCUGGUUCUUACUCGAACUCUGCAACUGGAAGUACAACUUCAUACUCUUAUCUAUUGUACAAAAGUGGAGAGUUCCACAACGUCGACGUUGGUUCAUUGAAACCCAACUCAGUUUACUACUACCGCUGCGGCUCCAGUCCGGGACCCGAGUUCAGUUUCAAAACCCCUCCCGCCGCCUUCCCUCUCACAUUUGCAGUGGCAGGUGAUCUUGGACAGACUGAGUGGACUGGAGAAACCCUCCAACACAUAAGCAAAACAGCAUAUGACGUUCUCUUGUUGCCCGGAGACUUAUCCUAUGCUGAUUUCAAGCAAGAUAGAUGGGACUCAUUCGGCCGAUUGGUCCAACCGCUAGCUAGCCAGCGGCCGUGGAUGGUCACAGAAGGCAACCACGAGGUCGAGAAGAUUCCAAUCUUACAUUCUACACCCUUCACGGCAUACAACUCCCGGUGGAGAAUGCCGCAUGAAGAGAGCGGGUCGGAUUCCAACCUCUAUUAUUCCUUCAAUGUGGCUGGCGUUCAUGUUAUCAUGUUGGGGUCAUACACCGAUUUUGAUCCUGCUUCUUCACAGUACAAGUGGCUACAGGCGGAUUUGGCAAAGGUUGACAGGGGGAGAACUCCUUGGGUUGUGGUGAUCAUCCAUGCUCCAUGGUACAACUCAAACGAGGCACAUCAGGGCGAACCCGAAUCGAUUGAGAUGAAGAGCUCCAUGGAAGAAUUGCUAUAUAAUGGUCGUGUUGAUCUUGUUUUUGCAGGACACGUACAUGCCUAUGAACGUUUCACUCGAGUUUACAAAGACAAAGCUGAUGAUUGUGGUCCGGUGCAUAUUACCAUCGGAGAUGGAGGCAACCGCGAAGGCCUUGCCACAAAUUAUAUAGAACCAAAACCAGCAAUAUCGAUGUUCAGGGAGGCGAGCUUUGGGCAUGGACAAUUGCAGGUAGUGAACGGAACCCAUGCGCUGUGGACAUGGCAUAGGAAUCAGGAUAAUAAUGAGGCUGUUCCAAGUGACAAUAUUUGGCUCACAAGCCUCUUGGCUACUGCAGCCUGUAAAAAGUAG
This is a messenger RNA of Fragaria vesca subsp. vesca, 1521 nucleotides long. RefSeq names its product probable purple acid phosphatase 20-like. The transcript has 5 exons. The coding region runs from base 229 to 1521 and encodes 430 amino acids. Gene Ontology annotation, molecular function: acid phosphatase activity; metal ion binding. Lineage: Eukaryota; Viridiplantae; Streptophyta; Magnoliopsida; Rosales; Rosaceae. The record is from RefSeq and is a predicted model, not a curated record.